AUGUCUAUCCAUUCUCUCUCUCUCUCUCUCUCUCUCUCUCUCUCUCUCUCUCUGUUACGUCUCUCCCUCUCUACCCUAACUUGCAUCUUCUUGGGUUAGGACUCACCCCAAGAAGGAAAGGAUUGAGAGGAAGAAGAAACAGAUCGGUUCUCGUUUAGGGUUUCCAAAUAUUUCCCCAUAAUAGUGGUCUCUAGAAGUUGGAAAAUUACUUGGACAUUAACCAGGAAGAGAGCGAAUCAAAAAUGUUUGCAAAGAAGGGGAAACAUAGGAACCCUUGCAAAAUCGAUAAGCAACAAGCUUGGUCUUAAUGGAGGCUCCGUUUUGUUCUCUUCUAUACCUUCUGGCUGGGGAAGGAAGGAGAGAGGUUGAAGUAGGGUUUUGGAGGAAAGGGAAGAUCUUCUUGCUUUUCCUGCAUAACCCAAAUCAAGCCUAACUGGAAAACCUUAGAUCUGAAUAUACCUAAUUUCUGAUAUGAUAUUGUGAAGGAAUUGAGAUGGAAGCUGGGAGAAAGGGUAAUGGUGAUCGUUUUGAAACAACCUGGUUUGCAGGUUUUGAAACCAUGUAAUAUUUUGCUAUAAGUAUCAAGGAAUCAAAGCUCAGUUGGAAGAGACCAUGGCUCCUUUACAUCUAAUUGGAGAUCUGUCCGCCAGUGUUGCUAUUUGGAACUGAGCUACUUCUUUAGUACGGCGAAUAAGUGUUGCCUUCGUCCCAAGAGCCAAACAUUUUCCCUUCUUUCCUCUCAAAGAAGCAGACAAGAACUGAUUAAUGUCUAAGUUGUCGAUUAAAGAUUUCCACCCCAAUGCAAACAAAGAAGCCAAUGUGUUGGCAUUUCAUGGAAAAUUAAAAACUUUGUGCUUAAGUUGCUCUCUAAUACUUUGAAACUUUAUAACAUUGUAACAAGAAGAGAGGCAGGAUAAUUCUUUGCUCUCUUUGUGCUCUCUCUCUCUCUCUCAAGAAUAAAAGUGAGGAAUUCUUCGCUCUCUCUUAAUAAAAGAAAAUUGUUUCAAGAAGGACACGUCAAGAAGAUCAAGAAGAGAGGCAAGGCAAUUUUCUUUGAUCUACUCUCUCUCUCUCUCUCUCUUCUCUCUCUCUCUCUCUCUCUCUCAGAGGAAAGUGUGGAAUUCUUUGCUUUUUCUCAAGAAGAGAAGAUUGUUUCACGAAGUACACAUCAAGAAGAUCGAGAAGAGAGGUAGGGCAAUUUUCAAACCAUUGGGUUUGAAUAGUCGACUCGGCACAGUUUAAGCUGGAGAACCACAGUUUGGGAUUGUUUCACUGGAGGAUUAAUCUGAACCGUUCAAUCCGGUAUGUCCAUGUGUUGACCUCUGCAAGAGGUAUUGUACAAAAUUGCAUGAGAUAGGAAUUGCAGAGGAUUUUUAUCCGGCGUAUGUGGUUCUUCCAGUCUUUCUUCCGAAAACGAUGAUGACGCCUCCUUCGAGAUUCCCCAGUCCCUCACAACGAGAGGUUUCGGAAACCGAAGAAACAGAGAUCGUUCCAUCAUCCUCAUCCUCAUCCUCAUCUUCGUCUUCCACCUUCAGAGACUUCAGAGCACUCGAUGACCGUAAGAAGUCUGGUCUUCAUCGCUGCAAAACUGCCCCUGCCAUGGCAGUUGUACGAGACCUUAGGCAGCACCAAACCCAGAUGCAAAAACCUCAGUUGGCUUCCAAUUCCAUCAUCAUCAAGCAAUCCAUCAUCUUCCUCAUCAUUUAUCUCUCUCUGGGUGUACUAAUCUAUUCCUUUAAUCGAGACUACUUCUCCGGCCUUGAGACCCAUCCCAUCGUUGACGCUCUCUACUUCUGCAUCGUCACCAUGUGCACAAUUGGGUACGGCGACAUCGCCCCAUUGACGCCCGCCACCAAAUUGUUCGCUUGCGCCUUCGUACUCGUGGGUUUCGGCUUCGUAGAUAUAUUACUAAGUGGGAUGGUUAAUUACGCGCUAGACUUGCAGGAGAACAUGAUCUUGACCAGCCUACGCGCCAGUGCCGGAGCAGGUAAUGGCGCCGGCACCGGGAGAUUCUCGGCCAAGAAGUACAUUUUUGACUUGGAGAAGGGGAGGAUGAGGAUCAGGAUGAAGGUGGGCUUGGCACUCGGGGUCGUAGUGUUGUGCAUUGGUACAGGGACUAUGAUCUUGUAUUUCGUGGAGGAUAUGGGGUGGAUCGAUUCUGUUUAUUUGUCGGUUAUGUCAGUUACGACUGUUGGUUACGGCGAUAGAGCCUUCAAGACUCUGCCUGGGAGGCUCUUGGCCUCUGUUUGGCUUCUCUUCUCCACACUGGCGGUGGCACGGGCGUUCCUUUUUCUGGCGGAGGCCAGGAUUGAUAAGAGGCACCGUAGAAUCACCAAUUGGGUUUUGCAUCGGGACAUCACUGUUCAGGACUUGCUUGCCGCCGAUAUCAAUCACCAUGGUUUCAUCAGUAAAUCAGAGUAUGUUAUCUACAAGCUAAAAGAGAUGGGAAAGAUAGAAGAGAAAGAUAUAUUGCAGAUCUGCAAUCAGUUCAGGAAGCUUGACCCCAAUAACUCAGGGAAGAUAACGCUGCCCGAUCUCUUGGAGAGUUAUAGAUGACAUGGAAAACUUGAUAAGACGUUUGUGGGACAGGAUUUCAUCAUGAAUGCGGAAAACCAUGUCCCAUACUUUUUUUGUGGUAAGGAUGUCCCAUACUGGGAGGGACGUGAAGGGCCUCUCUCUCUGUUUUUGGUCGUUGAAAAGGGCCUCUCACCGUAAAUUUGCUGGUGUAAAUGAAUAGAUGUUGUAUCUAGCACGAAUACGUAGAAAUUUAUAAUGCGAUUUUGGAUUAUGAGAGAGAGAGAGAACGAACGGAUGAGCUUUCACGAAGGGAAUUAUCCAAUCCAAGGGUGGUAGGCAAUUAAUCAUUCUUAUAAUAAAAAGGGGUCGUUUACCCAGUGUUGGUAACUUUAUGGAUAGUUUGAUCACAUAAUUCGUUACAAAGUUUUUCUACUGAAA
Messenger RNA from Macadamia integrifolia, 2955 nucleotides. Its product is annotated as two-pore potassium channel 5-like. The transcript is spliced from 2 exons. The record is from RefSeq and is a predicted model, not a curated record. Gene Ontology annotation, cellular component: plant-type vacuole membrane. Gene Ontology annotation, biological process: potassium ion transmembrane transport; stabilization of membrane potential. The coding region runs from base 1417 to 2556 and encodes 379 amino acids. Lineage: Eukaryota; Viridiplantae; Streptophyta; Magnoliopsida; Proteales; Proteaceae. Gene Ontology annotation, molecular function: potassium ion leak channel activity; calcium ion binding.